GCUAGCUAGCUGCAGCAUGCAUAGCAUACAUAUAUAUAUAUGCAGAGAAGAGCUACACGUUGACGAAUUCGAGCCAUAAAUCUGAUCAGGUUGAAGUGGUGUGAUCUUGGUAAGAUUGGUGGAUGUUUCUCCGUGCCGUUGGUAAGCAUCUUGCCGCCUCCUCCUUGAGUUGUCGUCCUACCUCCGUCUUCUCCCUUCUGACUGCCUCCCUUUUCGUGGUACGCACCUUGUGUAGCGGGGGCAAGCGUGCGUUUAUGUGCGGGAAUUCGGCAUCCAGCAUGGCCAAACCCGUCGUUGUGCAAGCCAGUGGACCGCACACUGCAUCUCUUAUUUUUCUGCAUGGGCUUGGUGACACAGGGCAUGGAUGGGCUGCAGGUUUCGAAGACAUAGGAAGAUCAACCAAUCUACAGCACGUGAAAAUCAUAUGUCCCACAGCACCUACUAUUCCUGUGUCGUUAAACAUGGGGAUGGCAAUGCCGGCUUGGUUUGAUAUUAGAAGCCUCAGGUUUGACGAUAAACAAGAUGAAGCCAGAAUUUUAGAAUCAAGUCAACUUUUAAACAGUUUAAUCGAAGAGGAAGAGAAGAGCGGCAUUCCCAGCAAUCGCAUUGUUAUUGGAGGUUUCUCACAAGGGGGCGCUAUUGCCUUGUACACGGCCCUUACCACCGAGCGUCAACUCGGCGGCAUCCUUGCACUCAGCACGUGGCUGCCUUUACAUGAACAAUUUCCUGAGAGACUUGCUGGUUCAAGCCUGGACUGCCCUGUCUUACAGUGCCAUGGUGAUGCAGAUCCAGUCGUUAAUUUUGCCUUUGGCCAGAUGACGAGGGAGAAGUUGAAGACGAUCUGCAGCAACCACACUUUUCAUAAGUACAGCGGCUUGGGACACAGCAGCUGUCCUAAAGAAAUGGACGAUGUUCGGGAUUUCCUGGUUAGCGUUCUGCCGAGCCCUUCAUCCAAGAAUUGACAUCUAUCCUGAGCCAUCUUGUUUAAAAGACUGGCGUUAAGUUGGAAACUGGACCAUUCACAGGGCAUUAGUUGAUUCUGUCCUCUUCUCUUCUCCAUGAAGAAACAUCUGGUGCGUAAUCUGUUUUUCUUAAUUUUCACCAAUACAUGCAUAAAUGUAUAUUGAAAAUCUGAUUCUGUUGACUGCAUCCUGGGAGAACUAGGCUAAGUUUUAAUUCAAUUAAUUUACUUCAGUUUAACCAAGAGAAUAAGAAAGGGUCGUUCUUUUCACAUGGGAAUGCAAGUGCGAGCAAAGGUCGUAUUCAUAUUUCAGCAAGCAAUUUUGUUGUAAUAUUAUAGGUACAUUUAUAAUUGUGAUUGCUUAUAGUGGGUUCUAUGUGUACUGACUGGCAUUCCUUAGCAAUGAUACAAUGGUUUACGGUUUCAAAAGAGGGCAAUAUGUUGUGUGGAACAUGACAAUACUAUAACGAAGGUAACGAACCUUAGUUGAGAGGCAUGGAAGAUCUCACAAAUUCAGCAUCUCCGUACACCGACAUUUUCUUUGUUUAAUGCAUUGUUAUUCCGUUGUAGGCAAGGCCUAUUCUGUCGUAGUGAAAAUGUAAAUAUCUAUCUAAAAUAGAGUGUAUAGUGUAGGGGUGUGCAUUUACAGGUUGUACAGGAACCGGGGACCCGAUUGGAAAAAAAACACGGGUACUUAGGCCAAAAAAAAAAGUUUCCGGUUUCUGGUAUGCGCGCACGUCGCCGUAGCCAUGUGCGUCGGCAAAAUGAAAAAGGUUUUU
Patiria miniata (bat star) is the source of this 1740-nucleotide messenger RNA. RefSeq names its product acyl-protein thioesterase 1-like. Bases 123 to 962 code for a protein of 279 amino acids. Gene Ontology annotation, cellular component: cytoplasm. Gene Ontology annotation, biological process: protein depalmitoylation. The transcript is spliced from 8 exons. The record is from RefSeq and is a predicted model, not a curated record. Gene Ontology annotation, molecular function: carboxylic ester hydrolase activity; palmitoyl-(protein) hydrolase activity. Lineage: Eukaryota; Metazoa; Echinodermata; Asteroidea; Valvatida; Asterinidae.